Messenger RNA from Clarias gariepinus (North African catfish), 1788 nucleotides. It is a transcript of the gene cyp19a1b, whose product is annotated as brain aromatase. Gene Ontology annotation, molecular function: oxidoreductase activity, acting on paired donors, with incorporation or reduction of molecular oxygen; monooxygenase activity; heme binding. Lineage: Eukaryota; Metazoa; Chordata; Actinopteri; Siluriformes; Clariidae. The transcript has 11 exons. The record is from RefSeq and is a predicted model, not a curated record. The coding region runs from base 182 to 1675 and encodes 497 amino acids.
ACGACAUUUUAAAUGAGGAGAGCCUGCAACUGCAGUAUCUGUGUCGCCGUAGCCACAGUAUCAGCAAACUUCAGAGGAGUCUCCAGUUUUCAUCUGACAGAGUGAUACCUUCGAGCACAGGUGAAGGAGAUUAAGGCUUUAUCAUUUCGGUUGUUUAAGUGUAUGUUCACCCAGUGUAAGGAUGGAGUUACAGAACAUGUUUGACGUCGUGGCUGCAGUGGAUGCUAGUGGAUUGGGAGUUAUAUCAGCAUUACUGUUGCUUCUCCUGCUGAUUUCACUUACAGCCUGUAAGAGAGGGAACUUACCAGGUCCAUACUGGUUACUGGGUCUUGGCCCCAUUUUAAGCUAUGCUAGAUUUUUGUGGAUGGGUAUUGGUACAGCCAGCAAUUAUUAUAAUAAGAAAUAUGGUUGCAUGACUCGAGUUUGGAUCCAGGGAGAGGAGACGCUCAUCCUAAGCAAGUCAUCUGCUGUGUAUCAUGUUCUGAAGAGCAGUAACUAUGUUGCUAGAUUUGCUAGCAGAAGUGGCCUAAGGUGUAUCGGUAUGGAUGAACAAGGCAUAAUCUUUAACAGCAACAUCCCACUUUGGAAAAAACUACGCACAUAUUUUGCUAAAGCUCUAUCAGGGCCUGGUUUGCAGAGGACAGUUGGUGUGUGUGUUAAUGCCACCAAUAAGCACUUGGAUGUGUUGUGUGAGUUCACGGACUCCUCAGGCCACGUGGAUGCUCUGGAUUUCCUGCGCUGCGUCGUUGUCGAUGUCUCCAACAGACUCUUCCUCCAAAUUCCUAUCAACGAGAAAGAGUUGCUAGUGAAGAUCCACAAGUACUUCGACACUUGGCAAACUGUGCUCAUCCAGCCAGAAUUUUUUUUCCGACUAGACUGGGUGUAUAAAAAACAUCAACGAGCAGCAAAGGAGCUACAGGAUGAGAUGGGGAAGCUUGUGGAGCAAAAGCGCAAAAUCAUCAAGGCCGUGGAAAAACUGGAUGAACCGGACUUCGCAACCGAAUUGAUAUUUGCCCAGAAUCAUGGAGAAAUGUCAGAAGAUGAUGUGAGGCAGUGUGUGUUGGAGAUGGUGAUAGCAGCACCAGACACUCUGUCCAUCAGUCUGUUCUUCAUGCUGGUGCUGUUGAAGCAGAAGCCGGCAGUGGAGCAGAGUAUACUGCAGGAGAUGCAAGGUGUCUUAGGAGGACGCGAGAUGGAAUCAGCUGACCUGCAGAAGUUGUCAGUGAUGGAGAGUUUUAUAAAGGAAUCUCUGCGUUUCCAUCCUGUGGUGGAUUUCAUCAUGAGGCGAGCACUAGAAGACGAUUUCAUUGAAGGCUACAAGGUGGCCAAAGGGACAAACAUCAUUCUGAACAUCGGACAGAUGCACAAGAGCACGGAGUUCUUUUCCAAAGCCAACGAAUUUAGUUUGGAAAACUUUAGAGACAAUGUGCCGAGUCGUUUCUUCCAGCCGUUUGGCUGUGGGCCACGGGCCUGUGUGGGAAAGCACAUAGCUAUGGUGAUGAUGAAGGCCAUACUGGUGACAGUUCUUCUACAGUACACAGUGUGCCCUCAGCCCGGCUGCACCGUCAACACCAUCAGGCAAACCAACAACAUUUCACAGCAGCCCGUCGAAGAGGACACACACAGCCUGGCCAUGAGGUUCAUACCACGCAAAGUCAACCCUGACAAGCAAUAAGCAGCCUAUGGAUUGGGAUGACAUCAGCAUUAAAUAAUUAUAAUUACGUUACUAAUGCUUAGACAAAUUUGUGGCAAAAUCUAAAAAUCUAAAUAAAAAAUUGUGAAAUGAAA